Molecule: messenger RNA, 732 nt
Organism: Penicillium robsamsonii
Lineage: Eukaryota; Fungi; Ascomycota; Eurotiomycetes; Eurotiales; Aspergillaceae
Exons: 4
Coding region: 1-732 (243 amino acids)
Source: RefSeq, a predicted model, not a curated record
AUGACGCAAUUGCGAUCGAAACGGAAGGCACCUGGUGCCACCAUGCCAGAAGAAAACCUGAAUCCGAUUUCUUGUGAGCUAUGCAGACAACGCAAAUGCAAAGGGAAGCGUCGAAAUGUACCUACCCCGAGAGUGAGACUGGCAGAGACCGAGUCAGCUCUUUACGGGGCUUUGAUGACCAUUCGUUCGAUGGGACAAUCAACGGCAGUACAAAUCCCAACAAAGACAGGUACUGCCCUCAAACACAAGGCAGCUCGCAUGGAAGAGUGGUCUCAGCUGCCCCUUCGAGAUUGGCCCGAUAUGGAGCGUUGGCUGAGCGCCAUGUCGGAUCGGUUUACCAUUGAGCAGCCAAGUGACGUGGUUCCAGACACAUCGGGAGGUGGUUACGCAAUUCCUAUGACCCCUACUCACGGUAAAUCGCAGACCUUGGGAGAUCAGCCUCAUUCCGGACUAGUCUCAUAUGCAUGGCCACCCAGGGACAACAGGGUCAGUUCGGGGGGUUCAUACGAUGCUUCUCAGCCCCACCCUGGGGUGAUGCCUUCGCCGGUAUAUUUGGAACACCAGGUUGCGGUAGAACCCGAAUCCGUGCCGUCUCCGGAUAGUUCCCGAGAUGGACUAAUUGGCGACGAGGAUGCCGGCCUCUCGGUGGAUGUAAACGUAUCUGCAAGAGCUAGGGGGCGACCGAGCAAAGCUGAAGAGCUGUCACACAAUCACCCGAGUCUUUACUUUUAA